AUGUUCCAAAAUGCACGCAACAUCCGCAUAUCCGGCACACCUACUUUCCAGAACAUAAACGGCUCCUACCAUUAUCACGAUCACACCUCAAACACGACCAACAACAACACAACCACCAUUACAGGCAACGACUUUUCGCAGACCGUGCACAAUCAUAACACAUACACAAUUGAAGGAGGGAGAAGGUCGUAUAGUCAGCCUGAGGAAAGUUCUGGGGUUCCACAACAUACCCCUCAAGCCCCCCGGCCGCCUACAAUCCACUCCCUUCCCAAUUCGCAACACAUUUCCCCUCCCCCCGACACCCAAGUAUUCCACAUGCAACCGUACCCGCACCGAUUUAUUACUAAGAACCCCAUGUCGGCCACCAUACCGUAUACGUACCCUUCCCUAGGCGGUGCCGCCUACGGCUUCCACGAAGGGCAUCAUAUGGCCGCGUCCAUUCUCCCAGGACAUAUCGUGGCGAUGUCGCCAGAAGUCAGCUUGAGCCUUACACAGUUCUUCCGCAAGCUCGAGGAUCAGGUAUCAUGCGAGAAAACGCGGGACGCCGGUACAAUAACUGACACGGACCUGGACAUGGAUGGGGAUGGGGUUAGGGAUGGCAGUGGGGAUGGGGAACAGGUGUACCAGGACACGGUAUACCAGUCACACCCUACCACCGCACCCCCACCGCAGCUCACUUUUGAGAGGUCUGGUGCAGCCCAUAUCGGUGUUUGUACCCAAGUACCACAAACAGGAAACCAGUGGGAAUGGGCUACGCCACAUCAACCAGCACAACAACCCCUUCCUCAAAACUCGCACCUUCAAAACCAAGAUAACGACACCAACGCACCCUAUACAUCCUACACUCCGGUGCCUAACCAGUUCAACCUAGCAGAUCAACAGCCUAACGCGAACUCAAAUUUGAACGCAAACUCAAACUCGAACUCGAACUCCAGUAGCAAUCACAAUCAUAAAAAGAACCCCAUUCCCCCACGCGUCCGACGAACGCUCCAAGCCGCAUUCACAUUCAACUCGCACCUCGGCGAGUCCUCCUCCUCCACAACAUCCAGCACAGAAUACGACUACACUGCCGCAUCCAAAAACACCACCUCCCUCCCCUUCGCCUACACACACUCCCCCGAAGCAGGUACAACCCAUACAGACGCGGUAGCACCGCGUAUGGAGGUGUGUGACGGCACAGUCGUCGAGAUGCGGCGCGCAGAGAAUGUGCAUACGACCUGGGAUGUGCGUGGGGACGAUGUGGGUCGGGUACCGGUGCAUGUGCAGAGGCUGUGGCAUUGUGAGGGUGAAAGUGAAGGCGAAGGCGAAGAGGAAGAAGGAGAGGGAGAUCGUGGGGAUGGAAAAGGGGUGGUUUAUGCUGGUGAGAGCGGCGAUAUGGAUGGAAGGAUGAGAUGGACGGGCAAUAGGUCACCUUUGGAGUCGAUGCAGAUAUCGAUGGGGUAUUUGAGGGUGUGA
This is a messenger RNA of Psilocybe cubensis, 1455 nucleotides long. RefSeq lists its product as uncharacterized. The transcript has 4 exons. The coding region runs from base 1 to 1455 and encodes 484 amino acids. The record is from RefSeq and is a predicted model, not a curated record. NCBI's taxonomy places the organism in Eukaryota, Fungi, Basidiomycota, Agaricomycetes, Agaricales, Agrocybaceae.